Eupeodes corollae is the source of this 1028-nucleotide messenger RNA. RefSeq lists its product as uncharacterized. Bases 158 to 745 code for a protein of 195 amino acids. The record is from RefSeq and is a predicted model, not a curated record. NCBI's taxonomy places the organism in Eukaryota, Metazoa, Arthropoda, Insecta, Diptera, Syrphidae. The transcript has 4 exons.
UGAACUCCAGUGGCAAUCUUAAGUAAAUUAUUAUAUCGUGGUAAAAAUUGUGAAAGUGAUUUUCAUUAACAAAUUCUUUCAACGAAUUUAUAUUGGAAUACAAUUAUUAUCUACUGAAUUUCACCGCAUAAACACAAAUUAGACGGUUUUCAAAAAUAUGGCUACGAUUUAUGGGCUAACACUUGGAUCGUGCGUUGUUUUAACGAUUGUGUGUGUCGGAGCUAUUGAGACCGUUAACUCGGCCAGAGAUAUAGGCGGAGUGUAUUCAAUUGAAAGAAAACGAGGAAAUUCUGGAGAUAGCGAAACGGGCGAAGUCGUCAAAACUUCAAAUGUUCCAGGAAACUAUGACGAAUAUCCGAUGAUUGUUCCAAAACGGGCUGCUCUUCUACUUGACAGACUUAUGGUGGCCUUACACCAUGCCUUGGAAGACGAAAGAAAUGGCAAUCGUCGCUUAAGUGACAUCUACGGUAGAGACACGAGUAAAACUCCAAGUUUUCUUUUGAAAGGUGGUUCUCUUGCUGAUUUUGAUCCAACUGAACAUGAUAAUAUGUAUAGCGACGAAGAGCAGCCCGAUUAUGAUUUAAGAAAUUUAAGAGAUCUCAAAUCACCAAAUCGAGGCAGUGGUGAAACUUUAAUGGCAAAGAGCUUUCAGAGAAGAACACCGCACGAUGAGGACACUGGAUCUGGAAGGAGUAAUGGCAGAAUGUAUUGGCGUUGCUAUUUUAAUGCAGUUAGUUGCUUUUAGUUCAUACUUACACAUAAACAUACAAGAGGAGCAAAAUUUUUUUUUUUUAAAUGAAAAUUUAAAUAAUUUUAUUAAAAAAGAAAUAAAUACGUACAACAAUACAAAGUGCUAAAGUUAUGCAAGUUUUAAUUAUAUUUUUUAAUCAACCACAUAAAUACGUUUUCAAAAUUAUUUGUAAGAAUUAGAAAAUAAUUCACUAAUUUAAAAUAUUUUAAAGAAAAACUAAUAAUCUGUACACAAACCUAUUUAAGACGAAUAAAUAAAUGUUAUGUUUGAUAGUUGA